AUGGACGAGGAGACGCCGAGCAUCUGCGAGCAGUGUCUGACGGACGCGGACCUGCGCAUGACGCGCGCGGCGCGCGGGGCUGAGUGCAAGAUAUGCACGCUGCCGUUCACGCUGUACCACUUCAAGCCGCCGGGCGCGCCGCGGGUGACCAAGACGCUGGUCUGCCGGCGCUGCGCGGCGCAGCGCAACGUGUGCCAGUGCUGCAUGCUGGACCUGGCGUGGAAGCUGCCGGUGGCGCUGCGCGACGAGCUGGUGUCGCUGGUGCAGGGCUCAGACGAGCGCACGCCGGAGGCGUCCAACGAAAUGGUGCGGCGUUUUUUGGCGUUGCGCGGCGGGCAGUUGGGCGGGGCGCGGCUUACUGCGGACAGCGCGCCGCUGCGGGAGCUGAUGGGCAAGAUGCGCGCGGUGGCGGCGGCCGCGGCCCCGGCCGCCCGCGCGCACGGCGGUCGGGAGGACGCGGGCGAGGUGCCGGAGACGCAGCUGCCGUUCGGGGGCGCGCUGGCCACGCCGGCGUCGCGGUCGUUCUUUAUAUACGGCGUGGACCCGGCGCUGCCCGAGUGGGAGCUUGUGGACGCGGUGUCGCAGCUCGUGCGCACGCCGGACUGGCGGGACGCGGGCUCUGUGUCUGUGGUGGUGCGUCAGGAUGCGCGCUGCGCCGGCAUCCGCUUCCGACGCGAGGAGCUGGCGCAAGCGUUCGUCGCACGCCUGGAGACGCUGCCGGCCGCUGCAGGGGCGCCCAAGGGCGUGCUGCGCAUCCGCCACCUCCGCAUGCACGUGGUUGCGUGGCCGGAGUUCCACCUGGCUGCGUUCGGGGAGACCAAACAGCAGACCGAGGGCAUCGCGCGCCUGGCGACAAAGACAAUGCGCGCUGACGCCGAGGGCGCCAGCCCCGCGCGCCCAGCCGCGCCGGCCUCAGCGGCCGGCAAGGUCGCCAAGAAGGCAGCCGCCCCGAGGCGCCAGGGCCGGCGCGGCCCGCGGCCCACGCUGGAGCUGUGA
Messenger RNA from Eremothecium gossypii ATCC 10895, 996 nucleotides. It is a transcript of the gene ECM2, whose product is annotated as Pre-mRNA-splicing factor ECM2. NCBI's taxonomy places the organism in Eukaryota, Fungi, Ascomycota, Saccharomycetes, Saccharomycetales, Saccharomycetaceae. Gene Ontology annotation, molecular function: U6 snRNA binding; pre-mRNA binding. The record is from RefSeq and is marked provisional. Bases 1 to 996 code for a protein of 331 amino acids. The transcript has a single exon. Gene Ontology annotation, cellular component: U2-type catalytic step 2 spliceosome; U2-type catalytic step 1 spliceosome; Prp19 complex.